AGCUACGUGGCUAGCCUAGCUUCCUCUUAAAUUAUCUGUCUGUUUUGAAGCUGCUGGUAUGGCUGGCAGCAGGAUGCAGAUGGAGCUGUCCCGUGUGGUUCAGGGCACAGCUCGUUUGGGUGUGCUGAAGGGUCUCGGGAGGACGGGGCAGCACUCUCUUGAUGUUCCGGGGUGUCUGCUGUACACCCACCUUGGUACGGCACCCCACCUCACCCAGGACACGCUGCACACCAUCAGCAACCUCCCCUCUGUCACUCAGGUCACUCUGUCCCACGUUGCAGAGCAGCAAGAAGUGCUGGAAGAGUUUAAAGAUGGAUUAAAGACAUUUGCAGGGCUUCAUGAUACAGUGUUGUACUGCUCACUUCACGACCCUGCAACUCCUUGCCCGACAGGCUACACUACCAACAAGACGGUGUCUGUGUGGGGCAGCGGUGGGCGGAUAGAGCUGUCGGUGGCCAAAUUUAUGGCUCUCCAGAAGACAGUGCAGCCAGACUGGUACCAGAGCAUGGCAGAUGGAGAGACCUGGCAGGUCAACACGUCUCGCAAAAGGAUCAGAAAGUCAGUGGAUCGAACCUUGGCUCAUUUGGACGAGUGUCUGCUGCUCCACCAAAAAUCACAGGAAUUGGAAAGAGCCAGAGUAUUUGGGGUAGUGGAGGGAGGAGACAUCUUGGAGGAGAGGGUGCGCUCAGCAAGGGAGACCGCCAAAAGGCCCGUGGCAGGUUUCUGCCUGGACGGCUUCCAAACUGGUGCCAUGGAUCAGGACCUGAGGAUCCAACUCAUCACUGCUGUGACCAAGGAGCUGCCUGAGGACAAACCCAGACUGCUGCAGGGUGUGGGACGCCCUGAUCAGGUGCUGGCGUGCGCAGAGGCUGGCGUGGAUUUGUUCGAAGGCUUCUUCCCGUUCCAGGUGACGGAGCGAGGCUGCGCGCUCUGCUUCCGCUUCGACAUCUCCGUUGACCCAGAGCGCACAGCUCUGGAUGAAGGGGAGCACGCCGCGGGGGAGACGCAGCCGAACGGAGAUCUUAAUUGUGACGAUCAAACGCAGAUGACACGCUUUGAAAUAAAUCUCAAAGACAAAAGGUUUCAGGACGACUUCAGGCCCCUGGUGGAGGGGUGUGGCUGCUACUGCUGUAAGAACCACCAGAGGGCGUAUGUACACCACCUUCUGGUGACCAAUGAGCUGCUGGCUGGAGUCCUGCUCAUGAUUCACAACACAAUCCACUACCAGAACUUCUUCACCGCACUGAGAGAGGCUUUAGUCAGCGACAAAUUGGACCUGCUGAAGAAGCGGCUGCACAUGGAUGAAGGCCUGCAGGUGAACACAAAGGAUAACUAGUCCUGGCGUGAGAGGAAGAACAUGGACUGAUGUGGUGGGACAGAGACAGUCAUGACAGAAUGGUCCAGUGGUUGAACUGCAGAAGAGCAGACCUUCAGGACAACUCACUUUUUAUGUUCUCAGCUGAGUUUUUAUAAAAACAAAAUAAAACCAAGUGUAAAAGAAGCAGAUCAGAGCCGUAAAAUUUUGUAAUGGGUUCACCUCAAGACAAUGUUGGAUCUUCCAAGUCAGAUGUCAUAAUUAAAGUGUUUGUCCAGUUACUGUUGGUUAAAUGAUUUAUAGUGAAGCAUAAAUGGAC
Messenger RNA from Nematolebias whitei (Rio pearlfish), 1634 nucleotides. It is a transcript of the gene qtrt2, whose product is annotated as queuine tRNA-ribosyltransferase accessory subunit 2. The transcript has 8 exons. NCBI's taxonomy places the organism in Eukaryota, Metazoa, Chordata, Actinopteri, Cyprinodontiformes, Rivulidae. The record is from RefSeq and is a predicted model, not a curated record. Gene Ontology annotation, molecular function: tRNA-guanosine(34) queuine transglycosylase activity. The coding region runs from base 59 to 1336 and encodes 425 amino acids.